GCGACCGUUCCCCGCGGACAGCCAGGGGCCCCGGCGCCCCGCCCGCUGGGGGCUGUUUUCCUCCUGGAAGGAGGUUCCCGCGCCCUCGGCCGAGAGCAGGGGCGUAUAGUCUGUUGCUCCCGUCGCUCCUUCAGGCCGGGCCACCCCGAGCCCGCGCUGGGAGCGAGGUCGGAGGGAGCGGCCGCGGGCGGACCGGUCACUGAAGGGAGCUCGGCCACCACCCAAACUGGUCUUGCUCUUUGGAGUUUCCAGACGCCCCAGGUCCAGACCCGAACUCGACAGAGCCCUGGAGGCGGUCGUGCCGCCUUGUUUGGGGCGCGGGAUGCGCCUGGCCGCUUUGGUCCGCGCCGGCCUCUUGGCUUCCGCAGCUCGGACGCCGAAUCGUCCGGGCCAGGCGGAGGGGCAGUCAGCUCCCCGUCCCUUUGUCUCUGGUCUGGCCCAGCCCCUCUGCACCGGGAGGUUGUCUGCUGAUCGCUCGCACCUCGUCCAAAUCCGCCCACUCCACCGGCUUCUCUUUCUCGGAAUCACUUUCUGAGACCUGUUGCCGAGUCUCCCGCUCAUGCGUUCGAGAUGUUUGACACAGCUGCUUUUUUAACCGUUCUUACCCCCGCUGGAGCCUCUGCUGGGCCUGACAUUAGGGCUUUUCACAUUUAUAAUACAAGAUAGAAAGCUGUCUGUGCUCGCAGAGUUGAGAGGCGGAGAAAUUACUGGGGAGGACUAAGAGAGGCUUUGAGGGGAGGGGACAGUUCUGUGUUGGACCUUUAAAGGCAAGAAGGCUCUCCAGCAAAGCUGACUGUUAUCCUGACUUAGUAAACAAUGAGAGGACGGGGCCCUGAGACCUGCAGGAGGAGGAGGGUUGGAUUACUGACUGCAGUCGUGAACGAGGCACCUGUGAUUUCUCAUCCUCCGGGCGGCGACUGCCAGGCGCCAUUCGGUGGACACCCGCGACUUGCGGUGUGUUACCUGCCUAGUCCUUUCCCGACAGAGAUGUGGUAUGGUGUGUUCCUGUGGGCACUGGUGUCCUCUCUCUUCUUUCAUGUCCCUGCUGGAUUACUGGCCCUCUUCACCCUCAGACAUCACAAAUAUGGUAGGUUCAUGUCUGUAAGCAUCCUGUUGAUGGGCAUCGUGGGACCAAUUACUGCUGGAAUCUUGACAAGUGCAGCAAUUGCUGGAGUGUACCGAGCCGCAGGAAAGGAAAUGAUACCAUUUGAAGCCCUCACCUUGGGCACCGGCCAGACGUUUUGUGUAGUGGUGGUCUCCUUUUUGCGGAUUUUGGCUACUCUAUAGCAUACACCCUCCAGCUACGAUGUCGAACCUACGCUUUUAUAGACUCCUCCAAAAGAAUACGUUAUGGAAUGUAGUGUUUUCUUAGUUCUCCAAAUGGAAGCAACUCGGAUGAAAAAGUAUGUGAAGAACAACACCUCAACCCUUCCUUUGCUUGAAGCUCCAAGAAUCGAAGUGAAGAUCUUUCUGAACUCCUAUUGUUUUCAACCAAAGCAAAUCAAGUUUCUUGGGCUUUUUCUUUUUUUUUUUUGGUGGAUAGUUAAGCCGUUUUCCAGGUGCACCUUUACCCAAGCCAGGUCCACAGUGAUUCUGGGUUGGCAUCCUUCGCACUGAAACGUACAAUAUCUGUGAGAAAAUGCAAUGUUGCAUAUUUCAUGGAAACUGUGGAAAUUAUUGGUUUAUUUCUGAGCAGAGUAGACAUACUAAAAUCUUAUUUGGUCUAAUCUUGAUUAAAAUUUGGCAGACUCUUCUUCUGAUACACCUUCAUGACAGUCAGUGCCAAGUAGGUUUCGGUUGAGUACAGCUUUGAGAACAAAAACAGGAAAAAAAAUCUAGAACACAAGUAGUGGCUUUCAUUCCACUAUUUAAAGAAAAAGAUACCUACUGAAAGAUGUGACAUUUUAUGGAUAACUCUCUUGACCUCUAGUUAUUUAAUAUAUUUUAAGACGUGAAUUUGUUGUUUUGUAAGUUUUGUCAAAAUAAGCUAGCUAAUUGAGACUUUUUUUUUUAGAAUUCCUAUACCACUCUUUCCUAUCACUUUCAUUCUAUUAAUUUUAUUUAGUUUAAUUGGGAACAUACCUUAUGAAAUAGCUCCAGUUAAAAAUUUUAAGCCAGAUUGGUUAGGAUAUUCUUUUUAACAUUGAGGCACACAAAAAAGAUACUUAAAUAUUCUGUUAGUUUUUUGUAGUGACUUUGGUUUAUUAAUGGCGUUUGAAAAAACUGUGGAAGUGCAGCUUAAAGUAGAGUUUCUGGUCACUGAUUUCUCAGUCUUAACGUGGUUACCGAGUGGCGAGUCUUCAGCCCACUUUGACAGUAUUGGGUGUCACUCCCAGAAAGUGCCUAAAGUUUAAUUUUCACAGCUCUCUCCACUGUGCACUAUACAUUCUCCUUCAAGGGAAUUUGUAUCCUUAAAGAGAAUUAAAUAUUGAGAGUCUUUUAAACCCAAUUUUAGCUAUUUUAAUUUUUCUUCUACUACCUAACUUUCUUUUUCAUUGAAAGGCCUGAAAACUGUGAUCUUCAAAAGAGAUAGGAUUGCAAAAAUUAUCUAACUUGAUCCUUACCACCUAAACUGUUUUGUAUGGAGUACAGUCAGUGUUGUUUUCUGUUUUCAAAAUAGUUUCUGGUAAUUAAGUCUGACAUUUUAAAGGAAAGUUUUCAUUGUGAGAGUCAGGCUAAGAGCCCAUGAGGUCAUGUGCACAUGAAUGUAUCUCUUCCAAUUAGAGCAAUAUGCACUCAGCUUCUGAUUAAAAAAUAGCCAAGAGGACCAAUUUAACCAGAGAUAGUCCAAGAGAAAAAUUACAAAGGGAUCAUAAAAAUUAACUGGAUAUUUUCUUUGAAUAGGCCAUUAGCCCACUUAUCAAAAUUAUAGUGACACAUACUCAAGACCAAGUGGAAAAUUACAAGUAGAGCUGGAACGCAGGCAAAUGUCCUUAGAAAUUCCCCAACAAGAUUACCCUCCAAGUGCUCAAAUCUUCCUUUGAAGCAAAUUUUAAGUCUUUAGUUAAAGACUCCAUUUUUCAGUUCAAGGAGUUGUGAUUUUGAAAAGUAGCCCUUCAGUUUAAGAAAUUUUGGGAUAUUGUAUCCUUUAUUAUAAGAAAUGAUUUUAAAAAUCUCUAUUGAAGGAUGCUUCGUAGCGUUCUCAUCUAAAACAUUCUUUUGGAUAGAAUUUCACAAAUUGAACAUGAACAGGGCCAGAGGUGGGUGAGCCCCUCCCCCUGAAUACUAAUUUUUGAACAUAUUGAUCCAUGAUUUGAAUGUUUGGUUAUUUUUCCUUUAGAGCCAAGACACAAAAAUGAAUGCAUUUUGAAAGAUGUCUUUGUUUCCAUCUGUUUCUUGCUUGCUAUAUUUUGAUUAUCCACUCUUUUUAAAAACUUCAAAUAUAAAAUGUUGUGUACCUUCAAAUUACUGAAUGCUUCAUCCAUCCCACUAUGUGAACAUUCUCUUGUGAAUAAAUGUUAUAUAGACUUUAUACAGAUUGAGCUUUGUAGCUUGAAUGUUUUCAGGGAGAAACUAUUUGAUAAAGUAUGUCUGUUAUCUCUCGUUUUUGUUGUUUUUAAAUUUCUCGUCUCAAAUACACAAUUAUUUGGGGGUGGUUGUUCAGAUGAAAAAAUAUUGGCAUUUAUGUUGAAAAUUUUAUUUUACCAUAUAUAGUUUUUUGAGAAUUUUUGCCAACAACUGGCUUUCUUAGAGACAUAUGCAACCAUCCCUCCCCAGCUCUGCACCCACCCUUUUUUUAUGCAGAGGAGGGAGGCAACCCCCAACCAUAAAAGCUGAUUUCUGGAUUCUUUGAUAGAGGGAUUUGGAAGCCAUUUCAUGAAAACUUAAGUCCAUCUACAGAUGCGUAACGAAGAUCCCAAGAGAAAGAUGUCUCUUUGUGCUAUUAACUCUUAUUUUUGCAUCAAAACAUUACUUCUUAGGAAAUGUCUAAAGUAGUGAGAAAAAGUUCAUGCAAAUAACUACCUUUAAACCCUUGUGUUUUUUAAUUUUUUAAAUUGUGUGUUGGCUUUUGAUUCCACCAUCCUUUCUGACUGCUCUGGUUUGAAUUAAGUUCUUACAACAUCUGCAGUGCAUACCAGUCUUCCCUAAGAACCCAUUUCCUGGAAUGUGAAGCCCUGGUGCCAUUAGCUCUCCAAACGCAGAAAGUUUUGUGUAUGUGCAUUUCUUUUCUGUGCACUCUGUGAGGCUGGUUGUGACUAAAAUCAGCUUAACUUUUUGUAUUAGAUUAUUUCACUAACUGCUACAAAGUGAUCAAAUCUUUGUACAAUAGAAAAUUAUUUAAAUUUUAUUUUUCUACUGACAUUUCUAAUUCUGGUAUAAAUGUUUAUCAAUAAAGAAUUACUUCCAAUUCUGUGAA
Molecule: messenger RNA, 4357 nt
Organism: Equus caballus (horse)
Lineage: Eukaryota; Metazoa; Chordata; Mammalia; Perissodactyla; Equidae
Source: RefSeq, a predicted model, not a curated record